CUUCCUCCUCCACAUCCCACAGAGCUAGAAGCAGCAAGCAAACAAAGCAAGCAGCCACUCACACAUUAGCCAGGAGCAAGAGCACCAGUUCAGGAGCAGGCUAGCGAUGGAGAAGUCGACCAAGAUGGCGGCGAUGCUCGUCCUCGCCGUGCUGGCCGCGGCGACCAGCGCCGAGGCGAGGAACAUCAAGACGACGGAGGCGGCAGCCGCCAGCAAGGACGCGGUCCUGCAGCCGACGACCUUCCCGCCCUUCGACCGCCUCGGCAGCGGGUCACCGGCAUUCAGCGGCGGCAGCAGCAUGCCGGGAUUCAGCCUCCCCGGCAGCAGCGGCGCCACCUCGGGCUUCGGCGGCAUCGGCAGCAUGCCCUUCCUCGGCGGCAGCUCCCCCGGCCUCGGCGGCUCCCCCGGUCUCGGCGGCUUCGGCGGCAUGCCGGGGUCCCCCGCUGCAGCUGCCGUCGACGAGCACGCCAAGAAGCCGUGAAAAGCUGAGGGCGGCCGUUGAUAGCUAGAUCCGCUGGUGUGUGGCAAGCACUGACGGGGCGCAUGGUUGAUGGUUCGGUAGUGCUACUCGUAGCGUGCAUGCAUGCUGGUUCUGUGGGCGCUAUACGCCGCGCGUACGUACGUUUGGAGAACUCGAUUUGUUUGUUGUGUUUGUCGCUUAAUUACGUCGUUAGGUCCAUCUCUGUCGGUCGGUCGUGUUAAGUUCUUGGUUAUCUGUAGUAGUGGUGCAUGUUCUUGAGGCAUAUGAAUAAUGCUAGAUGUACGUGUCAGCUUGUGCCGUGGUAUGCAAUGAUGAAAUGAAUGAAGUAUUAUUGUAGUAA
This is a messenger RNA of Triticum aestivum (bread wheat), 821 nucleotides long. RefSeq names its product MFS18 protein. NCBI's taxonomy places the organism in Eukaryota, Viridiplantae, Streptophyta, Magnoliopsida, Poales, Poaceae. The record is from RefSeq and is a predicted model, not a curated record. The transcript has a single exon. Bases 107 to 481 code for a protein of 124 amino acids.